GUCGGAGCUUCGCGGCAGAAUUUCAAGCUCGGCGGUUGCGUGGAUUCGCAAAACCGCAUCCCAUUCAACGACCAAUUGUUUCACAACCAACACGAACAGAGCCGCUUUAGCGCCUUGACUGCAAUCGUGCCAAGCCCGAAAAGACAAACACAGACAGGAGACGCAAAGGCCGCUCGAAAUGGCGUCAAGAGGAGCUCCGCGAGGACGCGGAGGUGGAGGCUUCGGCCGUGGAGGAGGAGGAGGCGGCCGCGGCGGCUACCAGCAGCGCGACUUCGGCCCGCCGGCGAGCGUGGUCGAGAUGGGCAAGUUCAUGCACGCGUGCGAGGGCGAGAUGGUGUGCGAGUCGAUCAACGCAAAGAUCCCGCACUUCAGCGCGCCCAUCUACCUCGAGAACAAGACGGCCGUCGGCAAGGUGGACGAGAUCCUGGGCCCGCUCGGCCAGGUCUACUUCACGGUCAAGCCGUCCGAGGGCAUUCAGCCCACGUCCUUCAAGGCCGGCGACUGCUUCUACAUCGCCAGCGAGAAGCUGCUCCCGCUCGAGCGCUUCCUGCCCAAGCCCAAGCCGCCCCCGGGAUCCGUCUCCAAGGUCAGGAAGCCCGCCGGCGGUCGUGGUGGCGGCAUGAGGGGUGGUAGGGGCGCGCCCAGGGGUGGUGGUGGCCGUGGUGGGUUCGGCGGCGGCCGCGGCGGAGGUGGCGGCUUCUCGCGCGGCGGAGGCGGUGGUGGUUUCUCGCGCGGCGGCGGUGGUGGUGGUUUCAGCCGCGGCGGCGGUUCUGGCGGCUUCUCGAGGGGCGGCGGCGGCGGUCGUGGUGGCUUCAGCCGUGGCAGGGGCAGCAGGUAGAGCGGCUAUGGCUACCUUAUCGCUACCGCGCUUCGUCACUACGCACACUCUCGUCCCCCCCCAACGGCCCUCCUGACGACACCCUCCCUCGACCCACAAAGGGCGAGCGACCUCGCGACGGAAUCUGGCACCACGUUUGGGGCAAAAUCAACAAUCUCAUGGCGUUAUAGGCUUGGAGGUCAUGUUUUUUUUUCUGCUGUGUUUAUAUCUGCUUUUUGUGUCUGGGAAUACAGAAAACGUUUAUCAUCUUGGCUGGACGAAGGGCGUUGAAGUCAUGAG
Molecule: messenger RNA, 1117 nt
Organism: Gaeumannomyces tritici R3-111a-1
Lineage: Eukaryota; Fungi; Ascomycota; Sordariomycetes; Magnaporthales; Magnaporthaceae
Product: H/ACA ribonucleoprotein complex subunit 1
Exons: 2
Coding region: 179-838 (219 amino acids)
Biological process (GO): snoRNA guided rRNA pseudouridine synthesis; ribosome biogenesis
Cellular component (GO): box H/ACA snoRNP complex
Molecular function (GO): box H/ACA snoRNA binding
Source: RefSeq, a predicted model, not a curated record